AUGUCGCCGCAGCUGGUGCUUAUUGUGGCUGCGAUUGGCCGAUUUCCUUGUGAACCAGCUCUUUGCAACCGCAUGCGCUGCGGACCCUGUCAUGCUGGCACGACGUUGCCAUGGAAGCAAGGUCAUGGGGUCGCCGUUCAAGACGUUGUCAAUCAAAAGUUAAUUAUGGCUGCUCUGAUGACAUGGCGUGCAACAGGCGCAGCAGACUGCCCCACUGUAAAUCUCGACGCUACGUCAACCAUACCUUCAGAUGGCAAUACCUGCACUGCCAGCUCGGCAGCCAUGUGCACGGGCAGCAGUUGCCAAGCAUUGAAAACAUUGCAGGUGAGGGCCUGCUGA
Messenger RNA from Prorocentrum cordatum, 339 nucleotides. The record is from the annotation of a GenBank genome assembly. NCBI's taxonomy places the organism in Eukaryota, Dinophyceae, Prorocentrales, Prorocentraceae.